Pyrenophora tritici-repentis Pt-1C-BFP is the source of this 4299-nucleotide messenger RNA. NCBI's taxonomy places the organism in Eukaryota, Fungi, Ascomycota, Dothideomycetes, Pleosporales, Pleosporaceae. The record is from RefSeq and is a predicted model, not a curated record.
AUGGCGAAGUCGCCGUCGACGUCAUCCCUAGACGAAAAUGAGAAGGAGAAGGAGUUUGGCCUAGUGGAUCCACAGGCUGCAGCAGAAAAUCCCACAGAAUACGAGCCAAUACGCUCAGAACCCCAAGAGAAGAUUGUCGAAACUGGUGAUAGCCAUGGCUCAAAAGGUCGUCUGGCGAGAUUACAAUCAUCCACAAGCGCAUACUCGGAAACGAGCGACGCUGAGACGGACACCACAAGGUCAAUAAGGAAGAAGAAACCAUUUUACAAACGACUGAAUUUUCUGAAGAGGAACCCUCCACCCGUCCCCAAGCAACGCGUUGUAUGUCCUGAAUACACGGCAGGGCUUUUCAGUCGACUUUCGUGGCAAUGGAUGCAGCCGUUGAUGGCCGUGGGCUAUAAACGGCCGCUGGAGAAUAAUGAUCUUUGGAUGGUCAACCCCGAUAGAAGCGCUGAUGUUUUGGCCGAGAGGCUGGAGGCUGCCUUCAAAAGACGGAGAGAGCAAGGCGCAGAUAGGCCUUUAUUAGGCGCCAUGUUCGACACGUUCAAAUGGGAGUUCAUCAUUGGAGGUCUGUGCCAACUGACAGCAUCCGUCAUACAGGCCGUCGCGCCUUUUGUCCUGCGCUACCUCAUUACUUUUGCUGCAAGAGCGUACGUUGCUGAGAACGUCGGUGGCCCUGCGCCGCAUAUCGGAGAGGGUAUCGGCCUGGUAAUUGGAAUCACAGCAAUGCAGUUCUUCCAAAGUUUGGCGACCAACCACUUCAUGUACCGCGGUAUGAUGAUUGGUGGCGAGGCUAGAGGCGUUCUGAUUGCUCUCAUCUUCAACAAAGCAAUGAAACUAUCUGGGAGAGCCAAGGCAGGCGGAGCAGCGAUACUCGACGCUCCGCCCGCUGAUAUCAAGCCAGGAAGCGAAGCAGAGGUGAAAUGGUACAAGAAAAUGUUGAAGAAGAAGGAUCCGAAAAAGGCACCGAAAUCCGCUGCGGGUGUAGCGGGCGACGGCGAAGGAUGGGGCAACGGUCGAAUUGUCAAUUUGAUGUCCACCGAUACAUAUCGUGUCGACCAAGCCAGUGGCUUCUUCCAUAUGAUUUGGACAGCUCCUAUCGGCAUUCUGAUCACCACUGCAUUGCUUCUUGUCAACUUGAAAUAUAGCGCUUUGCCUGGUCUCGGUCUCAUCCUCAUUGCUAUGCCCCUUCUUGGCCGCGCUGUCAAGACGCUGUUCCGCCGAAGAGUAGUCAUCAACAAGGUUACCGAUCAACGUGUCAGCCUCACACAGGAAAUUCUACAGGGCGUCCGCUUCGUCAAGUACUUCGGAUGGGAGACGAGCUUUUUGGAACGCAUCCAGGCCAUUAGGAAAAGGGAGAUUCACGGCAUUCAGAUUCUGCUUACAAUCCGAAACGCUGUGCUGUCGGUUGGAAUGUCAAUGCCCAUCUUCGCCUCGAUGAUCUCAUUCAUAACCUAUUCCCAGGUCAACGCUGAUCUCAACCCCGCGCCUAUCUUCUCAUCGCUGGCCUUGUUCAACUCGAUGCGUAUCCCGCUUAACUUCCUCCCGCUAGUCAUCGGCCAAGUCAUCGACGCAAACGCCUCCAUCGAUCGUAUUCAGGAGUUUCUCCUCGCAGAAGAAGCCGAAGAGAGCGGGAAAUGGGAUUAUGAUUCCAAGGAUGCUGUGGUGUUGAAGGGCGCUGACUUUACUUGGGAGCGUCACCCAACACAAGACCCGGAAGAUGGCCCCCCUGGAAAGAAAGCGGAUGCGAAGAAAGACAAGAAGGAAAAGAGAGCAAGUGUGAAGCCACCACAAUCAAGUGGAGAUACGACACCUUCAGAUACGACCGUUGUGGAAGAAGAGAAGCCUUUUGAGAUCAAGGGGCUCAACCUCACGUUUGGCCGGAACGAACUUGUAGCCAUCAUUGGUGGCGUCGGUUCUGGAAAGAGUUCGCUACUUGCGGCUUUGGCUGGUGACAUGCGCAAGACCAGUGGUGAGGUUAUUUUCGGUGCCUCACGUGCAUUCUGUCCGCAGUAUGCUUGGAUCCAGAACGCAACUGUACGGGAGAAUAUCAUUUUCGGCAAGGAAUUCAACAAGAGAUGGUAUGACCAAGUUGUGGAUGCUUGUGCUCUUCGCCCGGAUCUGGAUAUGCUGCCCCACAACGAUGCGACGGAGAUUGGUGAACGUGGUAUCACGGUAUCAGGCGGACAGAAACAGCGCAUGAACAUCGCUCGGGCUAUCUACUUCAAUGCAGAUAUUGUACUCAUGGACGAUCCUCUGAGUGCUGUUGACGCGCAUGUAGGUCGUCACAUCAGGGACAACGCCAUCUGCGGUCUGCUCAAGGACAAGUUCCGUCAGGUCAAGGCUGUGGAUACAUUCGACAACCUCAUGGCACACAACGCGGACUUUGUGCAGGUCAUGAGUUCUACUUCCAAGGAAGAAGAAAAGGAGAAGGAGGAGGAAGUGGAUGAGGAUGAGGUGGAAGCAGAGGUGAAGAGCACAAAAAAGCAGAGAAAGCAAAAGAAGCAGGCUGCGCUUAUGCAACAGGAAGAACGGGCAACGAAGAGUGUCAGCUGGGAAGUCUGGAUCGAAUACAUCAAAGCAGGAGGCGGUAUCUGGGUCGGACCACUCAUUUUCAUCCUCCUUGUCCUCUCCCAAGGAGCUAACAUUGUCACAUCUCUGUGGCUCUCGUACUGGACUUCGGACAAAUUUGGCUACUCAAAGGGAGCCUACAUUGGCGCUUACGCUGCGUUCGGUCUCAGCCAAGCGAUCUUCAUGUUCCUGUUUUCCUUCUCAGUGUCCAUUUUUGGAACCCGAGCUGGAAAGGUCAUGCUGCACCGAGCCAUCACCCGGGUCUUGCGCGCGCCCAUGUCCUUUUUCGAUACGACACCGCUAGGUCGCAUUACGAACCGCUUCAGCAAAGAUAUCGAUGUGAUGGAUAACACCAUUACGGACUCGAUUCGCAUGUACUUCUUGACGUUGGCCAUGAUCAUCUCAGUCUUUAUCCUCAUCAUUUCGUACUACUACUUUUAUGCGAUCGCUCUUGGUCCCCUCUUCCUCCUCUUCAUGUUCUCCGCCGCCUUCUACCGAUCAUCGGCUCGCGAAGUCAAGCGCCACGAAGCAGUCCUUCGCAGUACAGUGUUUUCACGCUUCGGCGAAGCAGUCAUGGGUACGGCCACUAUCCGCGCAUAUGGCCUACAAGACCAAUUCUCCAAGACGGUCCGCGCGGCUGUGGACGACAUGAACAGUGCCUAUUACCUUACGUUUGCCAAUCAACGCUGGCUAAGUGUUCGCCUCGAUCUUGUUGGUAUUCUGCUCGUCUUUACAACUGGUAUCCUGGUUGUCACGAGUCGUUUCUCCGUUAAUCCCAGCAUUGCCGGUUUGGUCCUCUCAUACAUCCUCACCAUUGUACAAAUGAUCCAGUUUACGGUUCGUCAGCUUGCAGAGGUGGAGAACAACAUGAACUCGACUGAACGCAUUCACCAUUACGGAACCCAGCUGGAAGAAGAAGCGCCGCUGCAUAUGGGUGAGGUGCGCCCAACCUGGCCCGAGCAUGGCGAAAUUGUCUUCGAUAAAGUGGAAAUGCGAUAUCGUGCCGGGUUACCUCUGGUUCUCAAGGGUUUGAGCAUGCAUGUCCGUGCUGGCGAGCGCAUCGGUGUUGUUGGUCGUACUGGAGCAGGCAAGUCGUCAAUCAUGUCGGCGCUAUUCCGGCUGCAAGAACUUUCCGGUGGUUCGAUUGUUAUUGACGGCGUCGACAUUGGCAAGAUUGGUCUACACGAUUUGCGCUCUAAGCUGGCCAUUAUUCCCCAGGAUCCGACGCUCUUCAAGGGCACAAUUCGCUCAAACCUGGACCCGUUUCAUGAGCACUCGGAUCUGGAGCUUUGGUCUGCUCUACGGCAAGCCGAUCUCGUCUCCAAUGAACAGGAAAUGGAGGAUCACACGAGCAGGAUACAUCUUGACAGCAUAGUGGAGGAAGAGGGACUGAACUUUUCGCUGGGUCAAAGACAGCUGAUGGCCUUGGCACGCGCCCUCGUUCGUGGUUCCCAGAUUAUUGUCUGCGACGAAGCCACUAGCUCGGUGGACUUUGAGACGGAUGCGAAGAUUCAGAAGACUAUUGUACAAGGUUUCAAGGGCAAGACACUGCUUUGCAUUGCUCAUAGGUUGAAGACGAUUAUAAACUACGAUCGAAUUUGCGUCAUGGACGCGGGACUGAUUGCGGAGCUCGACUCGCCACUCAAGCUGUACGAUCAGGGUGGCAUAUUCAAGGGCAUGUGUGACCGGUCUGGUAUCAAGAGGGAAGAAAUAGCUGGGGCAAACUAG